AUGCUCACGCCGUUUUCCUUGCAGUAUAUCCAAGAUCGACUCUACCUAGCUUCAUACACCCACGCGCCUGAUGCGACGACGCCAUUCCCGUACCCCAAGCAGAGCGCAUCGCCGUCGAAGCGGUCGGCACGCGCACAAGCCGGUCCUACUGCAACCGGAGCCAAGGCGAACCCACCAGUGUACUUCAGCAUCGACAAGACGCUCCUCUACAAUGCGUUCCACGGCGAUUUCGGCCCACUGCACAUUGGCCACCUGUACCGCUUCGCUGUGCAAUUGCACGAGGUUCUCGGCGACCCAGCAAACGAGGACAGGGCAGUAGUCUUCUGGAGCAGCGCAGACUCAAGAAUAUCAGGUCGCGCAAAUGCCGCAUGCAUAUUGGCCUGCUACAUGGUGCUCAUCCAGUCAUGGCCGCCUCACCUUGCCCUCGCGCCCAUUGCGCAAAUGGACCCGCCUUGCAUGCCCUUCCGCGAUGCAGGCUACAGUCAAGCAGACUAUGUUCUCAACAUCCAAGACGUCAUCUACGGUGUGUGGAAGGCCAAGGAAGAAGGUCUUUGCGGGCUCAAGGACUUCAGCCUGGAAGAAUAUGAGAAGUUUGAGCGCGUCGACAUGGGCGACUUCAACUGGGUGACCCCUCAAUUCCUUGCAUUCGCCUCGCCUCAGCAACAACCGACCCACGAGAUCCCCACCUCAUCACCGAUGUACGCGACGCUCCCCUCCAACAUCGCCGAGGUCCAGCGAUCAGGGCUACCGGGUCCCUUCAAGAACGUCCUGUCGCACUUCAGUGCGCGCAACAUUGGUCUGGUAGUGCGCUUGAACUCGGAGCUCUACUCGUCGAGCUACUUCACGAAGAUGGGCAUCCAGCACUUGAACAUGAUCUUCGACGACGGAACAUGCCCGCCACUAUCCUUGGUCCGCAAGUUCAUCAACCUCGCCCACGAGAUGAUCACGGUACACAAGAAGGGCAUUGCUGUCCACUGCAAAGCUGGACUUGGCCGAACGGGAUGCCUCAUCGGAGCAUACCUUAUCUACAAGCACGGUUUCACAGCCAACGAGAUCAUCGCCUACAUGCGCUUCAUGCGCCCCGGCAUGGUCGUCGGUCCCCAGCAGCAUUGGCUGCACCUCAACCAGGCCACCUUCCGCGAGUGGUGGCACGAGGACACCAUGAAGGCCAAGUACGCAGAGAUGAUGCCUUCGACACCCACCAAGUCACCGCGCAAGCAGCGCCUUGCAAGCAACGGCCAGACCUUCACACCACCCAACGGCUCGCAGAAGCGCGUAGCUCUUGGUGAGAUCGAGUCGAACGAACGCGGCAACGCAGCACAUUCGCACAUUGGAGUACAAGAGGACAACCUGCCAGCGCCCACGCCUGGUCAGCCGCGGAAGACUAGCAAGCUCUACGGCAAUGGGAGCACAAGGCAGUCACCACAGCGCAUUGACGAGAACGAGCCGUUCACAAAGACAGAGGUCAGAGCAGACAUAAGCCGAUUCGAGGGCGAGUCAGACGAGGAGUACCAUCUCCGUCAGGUCGCACGGAGAACCAACUCCAGGUCCCCUACCCGCUCGCCCGUCGCGAAGGACAAGCAGCGACGUGCCUUCAGCACCACCUCCGUGGUUCAGACCGUCACACACACUUCAUUCGGCUUUGGUGAAGAGAGCGACGCAGAGAACACCGCACCCGCUGUUGGUGGGCGACCAAAGACACCGAAAGAGAAGAGUGGAAACGGCAGCAUUAGCAUGGGCAAGAUCCGAACGAGCCCUACACGACGAAGCACGGAUAGCAAGACACCCGCCGGCGUACGAAAGACGAGUGGUCGCGUUGGCAGCAUCGGCAACGGCCUUGCCCGCACCAAGUCAUGA
This is a messenger RNA of Parastagonospora nodorum SN15, 1857 nucleotides long. RefSeq lists its product as hypothetical. NCBI's taxonomy places the organism in Eukaryota, Fungi, Ascomycota, Dothideomycetes, Pleosporales, Phaeosphaeriaceae. The record is from RefSeq and is a predicted model, not a curated record. Bases 1 to 1857 code for a protein of 618 amino acids. Gene Ontology annotation, biological process: microtubule cytoskeleton organization; regulation of exit from mitosis; positive regulation of cytokinesis. The transcript is spliced from 3 exons. Gene Ontology annotation, molecular function: protein serine/threonine phosphatase activity; protein tyrosine/serine/threonine phosphatase activity. Gene Ontology annotation, cellular component: nucleolus; mitotic spindle pole body; centrosome.